AUGGCCGAUAAAUGCGUUGCCUCAGACCACCAUCCUUGUGGGUGGAGGCUCGACGCACCCGGACGGUAUUCCCGAGAGCAAGAUACCAGAGAAAAGCUCGUUCUGCGUCAGGUCUAUGGCAUCCCGGGCAAAAUCAAUUACUACAUGAUAUUUGCUAUCCAGCUUCGGUACUCUUUGUCAGAUGCCGACGCCGAGUCUAGAGCUCGGCAAGCUUGGAUCGCCUUACGCUGUGCGCAGCCCUCCAUAGCCGCCACUGCCAUAGGCAGUCGCAUGGAAUACUCCAUUAUUCAGCCAGAAAGUUCGGAUGUUUGGGUAUCAAACACAUUCUCCGUUCACCACACAGAAGAUUCAGCUAUAUCCUUAUCACGGAAAAUACAACCUAACUCCGACGUCCGUCUACACUUCCUACCUGGCACCAAGGAACUACUCCUCUGUGCAUCGCACGAGCACGCCGAUGCUCACGGGAUGUUGAUGUUAUUGGAUGCACUUUGCGAGUACAUGGCAUUCCCAUCCGCACCAAAGUUCGACACGCAAUCAGACCGGCUGUCACCCCCACUGGAAGUUGCAGCGGAUAUUGGAAAGGCAUCACCUCGGAUAAAACAAUGGACUGCGCAGAUUCUGCGUGAAUGGAAGGCUAGAUCUGCUCAUCCGUUGUGCAUAUCCGCAGACCGUUCUGGACCUGGGGUCGGCGAGGUUGGCACUAUCCGACUUACACUGACAAGCAAGGAGUCUUUGGCUGUGUUCACAUCCGCCAAGACCAGCAAUGUUUCCGUCAAUGACCUGAUGACAGGGGCCACCGUCAUGACUGCAAAGAUGCUCGCUGGCAACGUUCACGGCAAUUGGCUAGGAGGUGUUACUUUUGAUGCCAGGAGCAACUGCAUGACCGACUCCGGUUCUCAACAACACGCAGCCACAAUCUACUUCGUCGCGUGCCCGGCAUAUGUCCGCAAUCCAUCGUCACUUCUGGAUGCAGCGAGGCAGAUUCAGGAACAACGUCAACACUUCCAGAUGGAGCUAAAGUCCAACAGCAACAGUCUCAACAACUUGCUAGCUCUCAAGUAG
Colletotrichum gloeosporioides is the source of this 1062-nucleotide messenger RNA. RefSeq lists its product as uncharacterized. The record is from RefSeq and is a predicted model, not a curated record. NCBI's taxonomy places the organism in Eukaryota, Fungi, Ascomycota, Sordariomycetes, Glomerellales, Glomerellaceae. Bases 1 to 1062 code for a protein of 353 amino acids. The transcript is spliced from 2 exons.